This is a messenger RNA of Coturnix japonica (Japanese quail), 10184 nucleotides long. RefSeq names its product polycomb group ring finger 5 (gene PCGF5). The record is from RefSeq and is a predicted model, not a curated record. NCBI's taxonomy places the organism in Eukaryota, Metazoa, Chordata, Aves, Galliformes, Phasianidae.
UGGGACCGGCCGCGGCAGCCGGCGGGGAGGGAAGGAGGGAGGGAGCGCUCGGAGGGGGCGGGUGGCGCACGCCGUUUCCCUUUCUCUUUCGCUGGGCGGCCGUCCGCCCGAGGCCGCGGGGCUCCGCCAGGUCCCGACAUGGCUCGCCUGACGCCGCGGCGGGAGGUACGAGCCACGGCCCCCUGAGAGCUCCCGCACCGCCAGCAAAUGCCUGGAAAAGUCCCGCAGCGCAGAGCGGCACCGCAGCGCUCCUGAACGGCCGGCGGCAUCACCUCGCAGAUCCGCUCCCUGAACCCCCGGCACUCCGACAGCCUGUCCUGCCCCACGAAUGGCUGCUCAGAGGAAGCACUUGGUGAAAGAUUUCAAUCCUCAUAUCACCUGUUACAUCUGCAAAGGUUAUCUCAUCAAGCCCACCACGGUCACGGAGUGCCUCCACACCUUUUGUAAGACUUGCAUUGUUCAGCACUUCGAAGACAGCAAUGACUGUCCCAGGUGUGGCAACCAAGUGCAUGAGACCAACCCACUAGAAAUGUUAAGGCUGGAUAACACCUUAGAGGAAAUUAUAUUUAAGCUGGUGCCUGGACUUCGAGAGCAGGAGCUGCAGCGAGAGAUUGAGUUUUGGAAGAAAAAUAAACCUCAAGAAAAUGGGCAAGAAGAAAGCCCCCAAACUGACAAACCCAAAGUUGAUGAGGAGUGCGAUGAAAAUGAAGAGGAUAAAGACUAUCACAGGAGUGACCCACAGAUUGCUAUCUGCCUCGACUGUUUACGUAACAAUGGGCAGUCAGGAGACAAUGUAGUAAAAGGUUUAAUGAAGAAAUUUAUCCGCUGCUCUACUCGAGUGACCGUGGGAACUAUCAAAAAGUUUCUCAGCUUAAAAUUAAAGCUUCCAAGUUCUUAUGAGCUGGAUGUACUAUGCAACGGAGAAAUCAUGGGAAAGGAUCACACUAUGGAAUUCAUCUAUAUGACAAGAUGGAGACUAAGAGGCGAAAAUUUUCGGUGUCAGAACUGCUCAUCUUCGCAAGUCUACUCACAGGAUGGCACUUUUUAUCAGUCUUACCCUAUGGUACUUCAGUAUCGACCUAGAAUUGACUUCGGUUAGACCAAAGGGCCAAAUCCCAUUGUGAUGAACCCUGCACUAUUUGUUUACCCAUCGACAGAUUGCACAAUGAAUGGAUGUGCCUGGAUUAGGGGGACACAACCAGAUUUUCAGCAUGCAAAUAAGGACAUUGUCUUUCUUAAAAUUGUUGACUGCAUCUUUGUUGUUUCUAUUAGAGUAAGCCAAGUGCCAUUCUGCUACUGAAAUGUGCAUAGGAUAUUUGUGAAUUUUACAAGUGUGCUGCAAGUCAUAACCAAAAUCAUGAAGUGUACAGACAAGAUUCAAAAACUCUGGAAUAUUUUUGCUUGCGUGUUAAAAAAUUCUUCUGGUCCUCGUACUGAUCACACUAGCAAAAUGGCAGAGCUCUCAUUCCAUGUGGUGUUGCAGUUUCACACGCUUACUAUUUUACUGAAUAUUGUUGUUUAAAUCAUAGAGUACUGUACAAAUAGCUAAGGAUUAUACCUUGAAAAUAUUUUGUAUAGAAAAUAUAUUUAGAGAAGUGGUGGUUGGGCCACUACCUUUUUCUUGAUAAGCUUCUUAUGGGUCCAGGUAUAGCUCACUCAUGAGUGUGCAAUGGCCCUUUUGCAGUGUACCCUUAACAAGAGUGUUGAACGUGAUAAUUCAAAAAAGGAAUUUUAAAUUGUCUAAAUAGAUUCUACCAGUAUUGCUUAAAAGCAUUGCAGCCUUUGUGAUUGCACUUUUUUUUUUUAUGGCUACCCUAAAGGUUGGAAUUUGGGAUAUGGCUUUUCUUUGGAAAAUGGCUUCUAGUCAGAUAACAUUUCUUCUAAUAAAACUUUUAUAGAAAUGAAGUUAAAAUAAUCUGUCUGUGAGAUAAAUUUCAUUGUGAGGUUACAGUCAAUGCAGAAUCUACGUGUAGUUACUGCAUUUUGUGGUAAGCACUUACUUUUAAGAUUUGGUAAAGGUAUAUAAUAAGCUUAAAAAAAUAACAUAUAGCUUUAGUUAUGCUAUACAUCUCUCUUGAGAGUAUCUGGAGUGUAGAAUUCAUGGUGGAAAUGUUUCACUAGUUGAAGCCUCAUCAUACAAUUAUAUCCAUAAAAUUAGAGGCAAUGCAAUACUGAAGAUAAGCAGUCUGACCAAAAUAGUUCUUUGGGUCAUUUUGUUUUUUUUCCCUGAGACCUGGUAGUGCUGGAUAAAAGAGUGAUUGUUGCCUUAGGUACUGCAAGCGUCAUGGUUCUUGUAUAGAAUGUUUAUUGAGGUUUCUGGUAGUGUUGCAGGGAGCAUAGUAAUGCGCAUGUUUUCUGUAGUCUUCCGUUGUCUUGCUCUGCUUACAAGUCAAAUGAGUUUUUUACUUCAAAAGCUGUGGAGAUAACUGUAGUUCAGUACCGUCACAUAAUUAUUUUCAGUGCACACCCUCUAGUAUUGUAGAUAGCUAUAUGUGUCCUUAGACCUUCUGCAUACAUCAGAAGGGAACCAAACUUGCGUUUCAGAAACUACUCUAAUCGAACUUGGGUAGGACAAAGUGAAAAUUCCGUCUUGACUACCAUGGGAUCAAGUAUAAAAGGUGGAAACAAGGCUGUAACUUCUUUGUAAAUGUGUAUUUGCAUACAUUAUGUUUCUGUAGGAGAAACACGCAUGUUGUGUAUUAAAUCUGGCCCCUUUAAUACUUGCAGGACUUCUAACAUUGAUGACUUGAAGAAUCCUUAUAUUGCUGGGUUAAGUCCCACCAAUGCACUCCGAAGCCCGUACAACAUGAUGAAAUAGCAAUGCUGUCAGUAGCAGUCUGUUUAGGAAACCUGCCAUUGCAGGUCAAGGUUGCACAUAUUGUGCAGAUGCCAGUGAGCCUGGGGAAGCAAAAUGUUAAGGAAGCUGCUGCUCCGUUCUACAGGCAUAACGUGCCGACUGGCAUAGGCUUUCUUUUGCCCAUGCUGUAAUGGGAACAGGUGCACCUGCGGGCUGCAGGAAGCAGUCAUCUUUUUGCCCACCUGAGCUGUGACGUGCUGCUUUGCCAAAACAGCCCCACACUCCAUGUUGGGAGGGCCCUGCUCAUCUGUGUGCGUGGAGCAGCUUAUCAGAUCAGAGCAUUCAUUCUAAGUGCAAGUCAUUGCUAUCUUUGUUAUAUACAAUUGUUUUGUAUGGUAGAAAUAAUUUGUAAAUAUUGACAUGCACAUGCAAAUGACACCUUAGAAUUUUUAUAUAUUUCAUGUGUUUUUAUACCAGAAUUUUCACUGUAGAUUCACUUAACAUAAAAUGUUUCAUUUCAUCACAAAGCUAGCAGUAGGACUCUUAUGCAUAACUUCUGCUUGAUUUGGGGGACCCCUUUUUUCUCAGCUUUUGCUGGUUUGAUGAAUUUGAACAGAUUUGGGGGGAAUUAGGCACAUUAAUUUUUAUCCAAUAUUGGUUACCUUACACAGAAGUUUGCAUCCAGCUAACGGGACCCUUGACAUUUAAGGCUACUUCAUUGUGGCUUUCAAAUGACACCCCAACAGAAGAUUUGACAGUCUGAUGACUUUCUGUAGUCACAGUUCAGAGGGCUGUGAGGUUGUGUUGAUUGGAAUUAGAUACUGGUGAUUCGUGGUAUUUUUUGGAUGAAACUUCAAGCUAGGUUACAGAAGGCAAAUCUUCAUUUUAAGCAUGGAAAUUACAGACAUACCUGAUCAUACCUGAUUCAAUGUUCCCAGCUGAGAAUUAUGCCUUUAAAUGCUUUUAAAUGUGUAUAAUCUAGGCAGCUACCUACAAUUAAUGCAUUUCUGAGUUGAUGGCAAAGCUCCUGAGUGCUGCUCUAGUUUAAUAGUUUUCGUAGCAGCAAAGUACCAGUAAAUACAUAUCUUAACUGGACAGCUUGUAUAACACAGGAUUUGCCUUUCUUACAGGAAUUUUUUCUCUUCUCUAUAGUAUGUGUGCCAUGUAUCUACAUCUAGGCAUAUUUGAUUCCUUUGUGCCAAUUAAAGAUAACUGAACAGCGUAGGUCCACAAGAUUGCACAUACAGAUUCCUAUGUGCCAAUGAUGGAGUAAGUGGAAUAAGUAUGAAGCAUUCCAUUAAAACUAAACCAUAUUCCAUCACUGAGCAGAUUAAUUUAUACAGUCACACUUGCUGAAAAUAAGUAAAUAAAUAAAAAUCCACACUACUGCUUAACCUUGCUAUCUCAUACUUAGCACAUUUGGUGCUUUAUUUUCCUGAAAGUGAAAAAUUUUAUCUCCUUUCACUCUGGGAAAACUUAUUAAUGACAGUUUUAAGCAAAUUUUCAUUGGACAUUGAUGUAUGCUGAGUUUGUCCAGCAACAAACUGCAAGCUAGAAUUUACAGGUGAGGUCCUAUAAAAUCUCCAACAGUAGGGAGUUCAGUAAUCAAGAAAUGCAUCUUCCAUCAUGUAUUACUACAUUGCAUGUACUUGAGAGCCUAGUGCUAUAAAAGACAUUUGUUUGGAUGAAAUGCCAAGUAAGAUCGCUAUAAUAUUCUUAAGUGACUCAUCACUACAGUAGUUAACUGCUUACAAGUGCUUCUGAGAUUUGGGUCCUAGCAGUAUGCAAUGAGUGUUGUGCAUAUUUAGCUGGCUUGCAGCUAUUAUGCAAAGUUGAGUUCUAAAGUGAUAUUUUGACUUUACUGAAAAUAUUAUAUAAAGUGCCUGAUUAUUAACGCAGAAUAUCUUUUAAACCCAAUAUUUGUAUUUGGCAGGGUAAUCUUUGCUUCUCUAUCUUAUCAAUGAUCUUAAUAUCUUCAUCAAAAAUAUUUCAUGACCGCUCUGUAUUGAGAAAUCUUCCCUCACGUGAAAAAAGCAGAAAAAUACAUGCUAUUUUUUUUUUCCAUUUCUGAUUGUCUAUCUCAGUAGAAACUAUGUGAAAAGAAUACUUUCAUAUUGAAAUUACUUCAUUUUCUCUAUGAGGUGACCUUGAUUUCUGAACCUUUUUUUUCUCCUAGGCUCCCAAGAUUUGAUUCUACUUUUCUCUUCUGCAGUUAUCAAAAGCAUUUCCAGUAUAUCUAUAGGUGGAAAGAGAAUGAACUCAUUCCCUUUAGGUGUAAGCUAGACUCUUCUCCACUGAAGACAGAGCAAUGGUCCAGAGUUUUCAUCUCUUCCCUUCUGUGUGCAAUUGUUAGGCAUGACUUUGUUAGAGAAGAAAAGAAUUUUUCCUUCUCUGCUGCUUUCUGAAAUAACAAAAUGUACCAGUGUUUAUAGUCUUUUCACUGAACCAGUCUCUGAAUUGUGUUGUUCCUUUUGUUUGCAACAGAAGGAAUAGCCUCCAGCUCUGCCAGGUACUAUGUCUGGUAGAAAUUCUGCAGAGCAGGUAAUUGUUCAAAACCAGUCUUACAUAGCAAAACAAGCAGGCUGAGGGGCUACAUCAGUUACCGGUCAAAUACAUACUAUAAUCAUUCUUGUCUAUAUUUGCUUAGAAUAGGUAAGAAUUAAAUAUGUUCCAGGAAGUGAAUAGUUGCAGAAGAAUAAUAUGGUAAUUCAUCUGUCCUUGCAGAGGGACAUUCAUGUAGGUACAGCCCCUAAUGAAGAACAUGUGGAAUGUCCUUUCACAGUUGCAUUCUGCAAGUCUUUUGGUCUUCCCGUGUAAGAAUCCUUUAAUAGAUAAGACUGAACAGGAUGGAGGUUUUCAUAUAAACCUGGGACUUUCUUGUGAAAGAGUUUGCAGUUGAAAGCAAAGCAAAACAAUCCUAGACUGUGUGACAGAGUCUUCCUUUUGCAGUACAGGUACCAAGCUGCUGACUGCUAGGACAGAAAGUUUAUGGCCAUGCUUUAGUCAAGUCCAGAAAUGCUCCAGAGCAUCUGUUUCGUAGCUCUGAGAAGCAGUAGGUGACACUGCACUUCUUAGAACAAGGUAGAAUCAGGUGCCACCGUGACAUUAGAAAGCUAGUGCUUAAUGCCAAAGAAAUUCAUGUUUUCUUUUGGGAUUAAGUUAGUGUCUGCUGGAUUUCAGUGAGGUUUUCACAGUUCUGCAUUUUGAGCCCUUCUUAGCCAGUCUGAAUAAAGUAAUGCUUCCAUGUGGUGUACAACUAGAGAUACCCGUUUGAGGAAGGAUUGCCAUCUACUGGAGCAUGUUCCAGGAUGGAUUCCUAGACACGAGCUUUGAUCCACACUAAAGGAAAAGUGAAAAGCUUCCACCUUCUCGCUUACCACCACUUUUAUGGCACAUGGGAAAUCUGGUCUUCAGACCUCAGUUGAAACAUCCUUUUGUAGGAGUGUUCCCGAAUGAUUAUCUUAUAAUGGUAGCAUUUUUUCUUCAUGAGCAGAUCUACCUGUUGAGGUUUUUCUUCCCACUACUAUGCUGCCUGUGGAUCAGGUUAGAACAACAGGUUCCAGAACAGGCAAUUUAGUAAGGGAUUUCUAAUGGAGAUCCUUCUACCCCAGGUAUGUGCCAUAAAUCUUCUGAAUUCAGGUGGCUUGCUAAUGCAGCUGCGUAAGGGUGUUGUUCCAUUCUCUGGUAAGAGAUGUAGAUCUGUGCAGUGGUGGGGUGUGGCAGUGGAAUGGAACAGCCUUGUAGGCUGAUGGGAUGGUCCUGGCUACCUGUUGUACUUGUAGGGAACCAGAAACUGCUUUUCUAGGCUCAGGAUGGAUGAGAUAUUCUGGAAUUAAAUACAUCUGAAAGCGUAAUCUUUUGCAGUUACAUUAAUUUUAACCAAAGAGAAGCACUGGUUGGAAUUUGCAUGUUCAUCUAAACUAUUACGCAUACUUUUCUUUGCAGUGAAUUUUACAUGUAUUUUUAUCAAAUACUUCUGACAGGGUUACUAAUGUGACAGUUAACAGGGUGAGAUGGACAGGAGCAGUUACUGUGCAUUCUUUAUAAGAGUGAGUGGAAGGUGAUUGCUAUAUGAUAAAGUGCUGCAACAGUGACUCAUUUUUGCUGCUAGUUGACAUACUGAGAUGUGUGCUACAAAUGAAGUUGUAAUAAAGAUGUUUAUUAUCAAAGUGCAAGGCACGUAUUUUCUGAUGGUAUUCUACUCCUCAAAUUACGUUUUGUAUUAUAGCAUAUUGAGUAAAUAGGCAUUCUUGCUGUUGUCUCAUGAAUUUUGAUGCAGUAAAGUGAAACGUGCUCCCUUCCUUCUGAAAAAUAUAAUGUACUGAUUGAUUCAAAAUUAUUCUUUGCCUUCAGAUACUUAGUUUGUUCAUUAAAAAAAAAAAAUUUAAAAAAAAAAAAAAAAGGAGAAAUAAACUAUUUUUAUGGAUAAUCCAAUUGCCUAGUAGUUUCAAGGGACUUAACACCAAAGGUAAGCCACCCAGAUACUGGUAUGAUUGAGGCAGUGCCAUGUUCCUGCAGUGCAGUGCUGAGGGUUAGCCCUGGGUCUAGCAGAGCAGAGCUCCCUGCCUGGGGAUGUCCCACACCACAGGCCCAGCAGACUCAGAACAGCACAAAGCAGCCAACACAAGCAGGGUUAGCGCACAGGUUGAGCUGGCACAGCAUGAGCAGCUCUGUGGGUGUAGCUACCAUUGGAAAAGAGAAGCGCAAAGGCUUGUGUUACUGAUGUGUCAGCUAUACCUGGCCUGUGAACUGACAAAAUACUUCAGUGUGCUGUCUGUCCCGUGAACCUUCCAAAGCACAAAAUAUUCACCAGGCUACUUUGGGGUUUUCUGGCUGUAGUUCAGUGGUGUUUUGGAGGGUGGAAAGGACAGACAUGGAGGAUGAUGAGAAGAUACUAAGGUUGUUUUACAGAUUUUUAUACAUAUUUUUUUAGCAAACGGCAUUGCUGUACUCGGUGUGAGACCUUUGGUUAGCCAAGAAGUCAGUUAUUUUAUUUGUGCAGAGCAAGACAGAAUAAAGUAAUCUGAAUAUCUUCAUUUUCUUUUCCAGGAUAGCGAUUAGCUAAACUGGAAAGUAACAGAGCAAUUUAAUUAUUUAGCUGGCUCUAAAACAUUCUGAUCUAAAAACGUACUGAUAGUUGUUUUUCCUCAAAGACAAACUUAUUAGAGUAAGCAUGAAGCAGCAUCUCAUUUUUUCCUCUUACUGCAGACCUAACUGUUGAGAGGAAAAAAACUUCCCCCCCCCCCCCCUUUUUCCUCAUUUUUAAUUAAUGCAGAGCCGGAAUGGUUGGAUGUUCCAGGCUGCUGAGUCGCAUUGGUCUGAAUGGAAUUAUUUUGGGAUGGGGGACUAAGUGUCCUUAUAUAAGCUGUGAUCCAAGUUAUGAUAAGAAAGGAGCCUAUGGUGAGCAGUAGUAAUGUUCUAAUGCUUCCUUGCAUUUGAUCAGUAGCUAUCAGUUUUUAAUGUUACAGCCCUCACAGCACUUAGGAGCUCAUAGAACAUAUUGUGAUGUUAUGUUGCUAAUUUGUUUUAAAAUAUAAAAUGUUCAAAGCUUUUUGUCAAAAGUGGUAACAUCAUAUUACAAAUAAACCUUUUUGUGGUUGUAAAACUUAGCUUAUAAAUCAUUCAAAUUGAAGUGAAAAAAACACAGGUCAUUGUUAAUGACAGUCUAUCCUACUAUUAAAAAUAUAUGUAUUUUUGUAAAGGAAAAGCACUUGUAGAUAUUUAAUCGGUCCGAUAUCUGUCUAUGUUAAUGUUUUGAAGAAAAAAAAAAUACAAAAUGCUGCUUAGAGAAUCACUUAUGUAUGUUUUAUUUUUUGUGCUCAGAUGCAUUUUCUGUUGAUUUAUGGAAUGUUUAUCCUGUGUGAAGCUGUAUAGUUAGUACAGCUGGGCUAAAUGCAUUUCUUACCUUAAUGGAAUGCAGCAUGUCUGACUAUGCCUUUACAUUUUCUCUCCAAUCAGAAACCCGACUGCAAAACUUAGGUUGGUGGUGCUGUUCAUCUUUGAUAUUAGCUUCAUUCUGCCGUACAUCAUUACUACUUCAUAAUGAUUGUAAAAAUGCUAACAAUUUUUUGUGGUGUUUGUGUUUAAUGGAUGUUUUUAGGGCGUAUUUGGAUUUCAUUUGCAUUUUAGGAAAACCUACAAAGUUUUAUAUGUAAAUAUGUUUGCAUUUACAGAUGGCAUUUGAAGUACAGUUCCUCCAGACAAUAAAACAGACCAGAUUAGUCAUGUUCAGUAACUUUCCUCUGGAGGAAGCUAAGCCAGGUACACACAUGGAGUAUGACUGCAUCACUGAAGUAUCUGAGCACUUGUACAAAUGGUAUUUUUCUUGAAUUCAGAAUAAUUAAUGUCUUGUAAUGUUGUAAGGACCAUUGAAACUUCAUCCUUAUCUAUUUAAAUUCUGUGUGGCCCAGAGGUCCCUCUUCCUCACUGAGUUUCCUUUCAUUGGUGUCUUGUUUGACAUCUAAUACUGUAGAUCUAAUAGCCUGCACUAGCGGUAGAUACAGUGUUAUAAACUCAGUUGAGUAAAUACUUGCCAAUUCUGAAAUAAGCAGAGAAUUUCACUCAGACAACAAACAUUGGCCGUGCCACCAUCUCGUUAACAUGCAUGUUUCUCAAUGACCUGUCAGUGAUUAACUUCUAAUGUUUUUUAACAUUUGGAUAUUGUUUUAUCAUUUUUAUUAAGCUAUAUAUGAAUUCACUGGGGGUCAGCAUCUCAGGUGAAUCACCAAAUGAAUAUUCUUUAUGUCUGCACUAAAAUCAUUAGAAGCUGGGUGGUUGUCAUGGGGGAAAAAGAGAAGGCUGUGAGUGAGUUAGCAGUAGUGAGCAGUUCUGCACUGUGGUAAAGGGAGUGUUGGUGCUAAGUUCUAUCUUGGCAGGGUGCCGCAGUUCCACCUCUUGGUGCAGAGUGACGUGUGCCUGUUAGAAAAUGCAUCUCCACGUGUGUUAACAAGGUGCAUUUCAGAGCAGUAGCUUGUGCAGACUGUGUAAAUGGACCUUUUGGAAUCUUGUGUAUUAAAUAUAAUUUAUCUGUAAUAUUUCUAGUGAUCUACCUACCAAUAAGGUUCAGUACCAGCGAUGUUAAAUUGAGUGCUUCAUGCUAAUGUCAAGAAUGUUCACAGCACCUUUAUAACUGCUGACCACAAAUUACAGUUCGGUAUGGCGUGUGUGCUGCAAGAUGCCUCUAGCCCAGUUGGAUUAAUUUUAUGAAAAAUCUAGAUGAGCAAGAAGUAUAACUAAUCUGCUUACUAGCACUGAAUCGCUCCUUUCUCAAAGCAAUAAAUAUAUCCAUGUUGUGACAUCUGUUGUGCAGCCUACAAUAAGAGUUGUUUUGUUGCAUUGUUUCUAUAUAAUUUAUUUUGUGCAAUAAAAGAUCUCUGGUUUUAUCUGA